Esox lucius (northern pike) is the source of this 1555-nucleotide messenger RNA. RefSeq names its product equilibrative nucleoside transporter 1. Gene Ontology annotation, molecular function: nucleoside transmembrane transporter activity. Gene Ontology annotation, biological process: uridine transmembrane transport; nucleoside transmembrane transport. The record is from RefSeq and is a predicted model, not a curated record. NCBI's taxonomy places the organism in Eukaryota, Metazoa, Chordata, Actinopteri, Esociformes, Esocidae. The transcript is spliced from 13 exons. Bases 140 to 1423 code for a protein of 427 amino acids. Gene Ontology annotation, cellular component: plasma membrane.
CUGGAACGUCGUUCCUGUAGCGUUGAAAUGGGCGAAUGGUCAAACUCGGCAGCGGUCCUGUAGACAGUAUACCAAGUCGUGAACGAUUUUGUGCUGUGCCGUGGAAAAGGCUAAUGGGCUGUAUCCCAGAAGAUAAAUAAUGUCAGACCAGGCAACAGACAAGAACCAUGCUGUGUGGCUCAUCUUUUUCAUGCUUGGCCUCGGAACUCUCCUGCCUUGGAACUUCUUCAUGACAGCAACAAUGUAUUUUACCGGCCGUCUCGGAGUCCCAGAGGAUGGCGGCAACCGGAACUCUAUGGAGGCCAGUUACAACAACGUGUCCACGCUUUGUGCCAUGUUGCCCUUACUGGUGUUCACCUGUCUGAACUCCUUCCUGCAUCAGAGGGUUCCUCAGAGGUUACGGAUCAUAGGCAGCCUGGCAGUGAUUUUCCUGCUGUUUCUUACCACGGCCAUAGUGGUGAAAAUAGAGAUGGCACCCCUGUCCUUCUUUGUGAUUACUAUGAUUACCAUUGUCAUCAUCAACUCGUUUGGGGCUAUCCUCCAAGGGAGCCUGUUUGGCAUGGCCGGCAUUCUGCCUGCAAAAUACACCACGCCAAUCAUGAGCGGCCAAGGCCUGGCCGGUACUUUUGCAGCCUUCUCCAUGAUCUGUGCUAUUGCAAGUGGCUCAAAGCUAAAUGAUGCAGCUUUUGGAUACUUCAUUACUGCCUGUGUAGUGAUCUUAUUGACCAUAGUGUCAUAUUUGGUGCUUCAUAAACUGGAGUUCUACCAACACUACAAUCAGAGCCAGGUUGAAAGCCCUGUCAGUGAUGAGAACAACCUAGAUCUUCUAGAGGGUGAAAACACUGCAGAGACUGGUUCAGUUUUUAACCUAGAAGAAGGGGAGCAAAGUGUGUCGAUUUGGGCCAUCUUCAAGAAGAUCUGGGUCAUGGCUCUAUCGGUGUGCCUGGCCUUCACCGUCACCAUCAGCACCUUCCCGGCUGUCACCGUGGAUGUCAAGUCUCAGAUUACUGAUGGAGGCACCUGGGAGAUGUACUUCAUCCCGGUGGGCUGUUUCCUGCUGUUCAACAUCAGUGACUGGGCUGGGAGAAGCCUCACCGCCAUGUGUUUGUGGCCUGGGAAGACCAGCAUACUGCUGCCUAUUUUCAUGACAGCCCGAGCUGUCUUUGUGCCUCUCUUCAUGCUGUGCAACGUCCAGCCUCGCCAUUACCUGCCUGUCGUCUUUGAACACGACGCCUGGUUCGUCGUGUUCAUCAUCACCUUUGCCUUCUCCAAUGGAUACCUGGCAAGCCUCUGCAUGUGUUUUGGGCCAAAGCUUGUGGCUCCUCAUGAAGCAGAGACGGCAGGGGCCAUCAUGGCCUUCUUCCUGUCCUUGGGUCUGGCCCUGGGAGCUGCCUUCUCAUUCCUUUUCAGAGCCAUCAUUUAAAAUGGCCCCCGGGCAAGAACCAAGACCGUGUUAUGCAAACAUGACUCAUAACCCCUCGCAACACAUUUCAAAUGUGCUCUUAACAUGUAUCCAUUGAUUCUUGAAGAAUAUAAUGUAUGCAUCAUGAAAUUA